Molecule: messenger RNA, 1935 nt
Organism: Letharia columbiana
Lineage: Eukaryota; Fungi; Ascomycota; Lecanoromycetes; Lecanorales; Parmeliaceae
Exons: 1
Coding region: 1-1935 (644 amino acids)
Source: RefSeq, a predicted model, not a curated record
AUGGGUCUCUUCCAGCGAAAGAAGGCCGCCUUUUUGAGUUGGACUUUACUGCACAUUUCAGCGAUCAAAGCAUUCUUCCGCGCUGUUGGGCUAGAGUCAUUAGUUUUGGUACGCCAAUUCAUGAGGUCGAACACCAAAAUGGAAGGGAAGAAACCGGCGAUAAGAAAUUCGUUCUUGAUCGCGCUCGGCAAGUGUGGCGUUCAUUUCCUACCAGCGGCAGCUUCUAUUACAAUGUUGUACAUCAAUAUCAAAGGUUACUGGAUCGGCGCGCAAAUGGUAGCGAUGCAUGGAGAGAGUAGCGUCUCCAUUGCUCUUUUACAGCUGGUAGCUAAGAUGCAGGAGUUACUCAUUGUCGCCAGUCUUGCUACCGCCUUAUUCGAUAUCCUCCGCUUCGAGCUAUUGUAUGGUUCCGGCAUUCCUCUUGGCCUCUUGGGGUCUGGCAUCACGUUCACCCAGAUCAGCUACUUCUGGUCGCCAGACUUCCUAGGAGCGCUGAGGUAUGGCAUCUCUGAAAAGAAGAAAAAGAAGCUCUGCGUUUGUGUCGCCUUGCUACUUGCAGGUCUCUUAGCCACUACUGCCGGCCCAGCAAGCGCUAUUCUCAUGAUACCGCGCCAACAGGCUUGGGCAGCUGGUACCCUGGACUUCUAUUUAAACGGCACGAACAAUGACUUUUGGCCUUCUCAAUUAACGUAUGAAGGUCAAUUACAAGAUUGGGGUAUCUCAGACUGUCGGAACUUCAAAGCCACCAGCACUGCAGUGUGUCCCGCAGGAGGGUAUCAUUCACUGUGGGACCAUUUCACAGCAAGCACCAUCUAUAAUGUUAACGAUGUGCUAUACGAGGUCAACAACCCCGAUACUAGACAAGUCAGGAUGGACAUUGACAGUCCCCUCGGAUACGUGCCCACUCACACGAUAUCUGGCAACAUUAGGGGUCUAUCCUUAGAGACUUGGAUGUAUACAACGCAUGCAGCUACGGACAGACUGCAGAAACUUUUGAAUGACGUGUGGCAAUCUGAAAUCUUCCAGAUGCGCUACUCUGCCCUCCACGAUCGUUCCCGUUACGAAUUCUUCUCGACGAGUACAUCAACACUCCGAACGCAGGUUCCAGUGGUGCGAGUAGGCUGCGCUCCUGGCCAAAAUCUUUCGGAGGGGCAGACAACUAUAGAAUUCCCUGUCGUGCCGCCAUUUGAUUAUUGGAUCAACACAACAAAUUUGAGUUUACCAGAGAUUCUUCUGAAUGCACGCCGUCGAGAUCAUGCGAAGAUUACUUGGUUCGAACUUCCACCUGACUUUGGAGCCACGACUGCUGGUGCUCUUGUCGAACUUCCUUGGGAUACCUACACAUCCACUAGAGUCGCUUUCGGCUGCUCGAUCGAUGCGCGAUGGACCGAUGGUAUCAUUUCCUACGAUGGCCAAGCACCACAUGAGGCUCAUAUCUUACAUACUCGUCCAAGCAAAAGGGACAAAGAGUAUUUACCGGAUAGCAACCAUUGGAGAAGGAUCGCAGUAGAUGCAGAUUGGCUCGCAGCUCUCACUCCUCCUGUCCCAAAAACCGGCCCAGGAUACGAGCCGUGGGACCCUUCCACCAUAGAAAGCAUCUUUCAUGCUACUGGUCCCACAACAUGCGCCUUUUCUCAGAAAAACUUGUCAGCGCACAAUCAAACCUAUAAUUGGAACCACCAUAGCCCUUCAGCGAUUACUUUCACUGAAUACGUGUUGGCCAUAGUAUUCGCAGAUGGUCUCUCUCGCGUAGGCAGUUUCCGUGCCUUCAACACCACUGUGUCGCCAAUAACUUCGUGGCUGGUACAGAACUACACCAACAUCCUCGACGACCGUAGUCUGAGGCCCCGUCGCCAUUCUACAACCCUGCCGAGUCUCCACGCAAUGAAGGACGACCCAAAAGCCAUGUACAAAUUUCGGCUCUUUGCGAUGUGA